This is a messenger RNA of Cyphellophora europaea CBS 101466, 1548 nucleotides long. RefSeq lists its product as uncharacterized. Gene Ontology annotation, molecular function: transmembrane transporter activity. The record is from RefSeq and is a predicted model, not a curated record. Gene Ontology annotation, biological process: transmembrane transport. The coding region runs from base 1 to 1548 and encodes 515 amino acids. The transcript has 2 exons. Lineage: Eukaryota; Fungi; Ascomycota; Eurotiomycetes; Chaetothyriales; Cyphellophoraceae.
AUGGUGGACCACCUUGGCCGGCCCGACAAAGAAAUCGACCACUCUUCGACAAUCGACAACACCGGCUCCGAGAGUGUAACGGACUCCAAUGUCCAAGAUGUCGAGAAAGCGGCGCCCGCUAAAGCUCCCGGACCAGCUGUCCAGGUUGUCGACGAUCCAGAUGUUGUGGACUGGGAGGGGCCCGAUGACCCGGCAAGGCCACUCAACUGGCCUGCCUUCAAGAAGUGGAAGAACAUCUUCGUCGUCUCCACCCUUACGCUUAUGACACCGUUCGCCUCGUCCAUGUUCGCUCCCGCUGUCCCGGAUGUCAUGAAAGAUUUCAACUCCACGAACAUCCUUUUGGCAGCGUUCGUUGUCUCGGUCUAUGUAGUCGGAUACGUCUUUGGACCACUGAUCGUCGGGCCCAUGUCCGAGCUUUACGGUCGGCUUUGGGUGUACCAUAUCAAUACCGGCCUGUUUAUCAUUUUCAACUUAGUCUGUGGUCUGUCAACGAACCUCGCUAUGAUUAUUGUGUUCAGAUUCCUGGCCGGCUUUGCAGGCGUUGCGCCAAUGACGGUGGGUUCAGGGACGAUCGCGGACCUGUUCAAGCAGGAAGAAAGGGGCAAGGUCAUGAGUACUUGGACUUUGCCAAUCCUGCUUGGCCCGACCCUGGGGCCUCUUGCUGGAAGUUAUAUUGGGGAAGCCCUCGGCUGGAGGUGGGACUUUUAUAUUCUGUCCAUUGCAGCCGCAGUCGCAUUCGCCGCUGCACUGUGGCUACAAGACGAGACCUAUCCUAUGACCCUCCUCGAGCGGAAAGCGAAGCGGUUGCGCAAGGAAACUGGAAACGAGAAAUUGCGAUCUAUCCUGCAGUCCACCAUGUCGCCUGGACGACUGUUCUGGACCAACAUUGUCCGGCCGACGAAAAUGCUCACUCUCUCGCCGAUCGUGUUCUUGCUGUCCUUAUACGUGGCCAUCAGCUACGGCUAUCUGUACCUGCUAUUCACCACCAUCACGGAGCUGUACGAGACGGUAUACGGCGUCUCCCGCGCCAACGUCGGCCUCACCUAUCUCGGCAUCGGCAUAGGCCAAUUCUUCGGUCUUUUCAUCUUCGGCGCCAUAUCCGACAAGACCCUGAAGCGCAUGGCCGAUGGUGGGGAAAUGAAGCCAGAGUACCGCUUACCGCCAUUAGCCUAUGGGGGCGUCUUGAUGCCACUAGGCCUCUUCCUGUACGGCUGGAGCGCCGAGUACAGAGUCCAUUGGAUCGUUCCCAUCAUAGGCACGACGAUCGUGGGGGCCGCGAUGAUUCUGAUCUUCAUGCCCAUCGGAACGUAUCUCGUUGACGCCUACACCCGGUACGCCGCAAGCGCCAUGGCGGCCAACACGGUGCUGCGAAGUUUGGGCGGUGCGUUGUUGCCACUGUGCGGAGGGCAGAUGUAUGAUGCGCUUGGGUACGGAUGGGGCAAUUCUCUGCUGGCGUUUCUUGCUCUUGGCAUGCUCCCCGUCGUCUGGGUAUUCAUGCGGUACGGCGAACGGAUACGGACGCAUCCUAAGUUCCAGCUGAACCUAUAA